CAACAUUCAUCUGUUGGAUGAUGGAAUGCUUUUCUCAAUGACGACGGCCAUCAAGUGUAUGAAACAAGAGAUGGCUACUUAUCCACGAGAGGUGUGGAAAAGAGUCUUGAAAACGUGCAACUUAUUUCUUAAAAGGUCCCAAACUACGGUUUCCUCCACUUCUCAAGAUAUACUACCAGAACCUAUUCUCACUACCACUGUAAAAGAGAGAAUAUUGGAACUAUACAAAGCAGACCCCGAAAAAUGGUCAAAACAAGUAUUAGCGUCACGUUUCAAAGUUUCAGAACGCACCAUCAAGUUUCUGGUAGAAACAGAUAGAUUAGCGCAGUCCGUGGUGACUCGAUUGGACCAAGAAGCAGUGCAACACUUUCAAAAGAUGUAUGAGAAAAGGAAAUCGGUGGAAAGUUCCAGUUUGUUAUCCAAUCAAAGAGCAGCAUUCUCGGAACCACAACCAAAACCAAGUGCUUCCAUCCGGAGUUGGCCAAAGUUGGAAAGGAAGGAUGAUCUUACUGGAGAAACUACCGACGAUGUGUUGCAGCAACUAGGGUUUAGAACUAUUGGCACUACAAAGGAAGAUAAGCAAAGUGUAGAAAAGGAAGUGGAAACGGUGAAAAACUACUUGGAGCCUUCACCAGAAGCUUCUUACAAGAGCUUGGGUUUAUUGGAAGAUGCCGUAUCUCCUCGUAGAACCAAAUAUCUAUUUGUAGAUAUUAGUAGGAAAGUUAGGAGUGAUUGUAGACCUAUAUAUGUCAGGGAUUUUGAUGGAAAGCUACGAGAUGCCAAUAGAGAAGAAAGACUCAAAGUGUUGGUAGCUCUAGGAGGUCCAUAUGAUAUUCUCAAACCUUAUCUCAAGGAAUAUUAUUUGGAAAAACCGUUGUCUCAACAAGUAGAAGAAAAAGUUGCUUUACAAACUAAAGUAGCCUUAUGGAGAAAGUUGAAGAAAGCCAAAAAGAAGGCUAGAAGAAAAGGACAGUCUGUGGAAACUCCAAAAGAAUAAAGCCACACUUAAGAUACGAUCGACUAGACUUUUUGUUGAUAAAGAAAAGGUUGUAAACGACUCAAAGCAAUCAUCACUGCUUCUUCAGUUCGUAUUGUUCGAGA
This is a messenger RNA of Galdieria sulphuraria, 1101 nucleotides long. RefSeq lists its product as uncharacterized. Bases 38 to 997 code for a protein of 319 amino acids. The record is from RefSeq and is a predicted model, not a curated record. Lineage: Eukaryota; Rhodophyta; Bangiophyceae; Galdieriales; Galdieriaceae. The transcript has a single exon.